Molecule: messenger RNA, 711 nt
Organism: Lineus longissimus
Lineage: Eukaryota; Metazoa; Nemertea; Pilidiophora; Heteronemertea; Lineidae
Exons: 1
Coding region: 1-711 (236 amino acids)
Source: RefSeq, a predicted model, not a curated record
AUGACGAAGACAGCAAUUAUCAAGACACUGCGAAGAGCCCGAGUAACGCUAGACGAGUUGACCACCCUGUUAACUGAAGUAGAAGCAAUCCUAAACGAUCGCCCGCUCACAUGCAUCGGAGAAACGGAUACCCCCGCCCCGCUGACCCCAGCACACCUCCUCAAUGGAAGACAAAUCACGGGAUUACCGCAUGAAGCUGUCGACCUCGAUGAAAUAGCAGACCGGAACUUCAUGGACACAAGCAGUCUCACUAAACGCGCGAAAAGACUUUCGUCACUACUCGAUCACUUUUGGCAAAAGUGGUCCACGGAGUAUAUACCCGCGCUCAGAGAACGACACAUUCGAUCCAAACGUGGUCAUCUCGAAACCCGCGCAAAGGUUGGAGACAUUGUUUUGGUUCAUAGCGACGAGACGAAAAGGGUGAAUUGGAAGAUGGCGAAAAUAGAAAGUUUGAUCUAUGGUCAGGAUGGGAUCGCACGCGCGGCACAGAUUAAAACCGCAUCAGGUGUCACCAAUCGGCCAAUCGCGCGCCUCUAUCCGUUAGAAGUCACCGCUGAAGACACUCAGAAAGACAAUGAAAACCCAAACACAACGCAACCACAAGUGAAGCCUAUUGCUACUGUUAACCGGCCGCCAACCCGCAAUGUUAGCAAAAUUGCCCGCACCAAAAUCAACAAAUGGGCAAAUGUUUUGAACAAUCAAGACGAUUAA